Messenger RNA from Scleropages formosus (Asian bonytongue), 1746 nucleotides. It is a transcript of the gene serpinb1, whose product is annotated as serpin peptidase inhibitor, clade B (ovalbumin), member 1. The coding region runs from base 209 to 1348 and encodes 379 amino acids. Gene Ontology annotation, biological process: negative regulation of endopeptidase activity. The record is from RefSeq and is a predicted model, not a curated record. The transcript is spliced from 7 exons. NCBI's taxonomy places the organism in Eukaryota, Metazoa, Chordata, Actinopteri, Osteoglossiformes, Osteoglossidae. Gene Ontology annotation, molecular function: serine-type endopeptidase inhibitor activity.
AAUUAUCUCUCCUCCAAUUGCGAAAGCAAGACCAGAACUGUAUAGCUACGAAUGUCGAGCCAAAUCUUUUGUAAAGAUUGAUAUAUCUUUUGCAGUGCGGUGAGAUAAUGACGUGUAUCUCAACUCCGUGGUGCUCGCUUAAAUCAUUUACUGAAGUGAAGGUUAAAACGAACAGGGAAAUGAAGUAGAAGAAAACAAAAAAACAGCCAUGGACAGCCUGAGCAGUGCAAGCACCAGGUUCGCCCUGGACCUCUUCGGGACGCUGUGCGGGAGCAACCCAACGGGCAACGUGUUCAUCUCGCCGCUGAGCAUCACCUCAGCCCUGGCCAUGGUGUACCUGGGCGCGCGCGGAAGGACCGCUGAGCAGAUGGCAAAGGCCCUUUGUUUGAAUCCAGACACUGACAUUCACAGAGGUUUACAGAUGUUUCUUUCUGAUAUCAACAAACCUGCUGCCCCUUACCUGCUGAAACUGGCCAACCGAUUGUAUGGCGAGAAGACCUACAACUUCCUUAAAGAGUUCCUGGAUUCCACACAGAAGUUUUUCCAUGCAGACCUGGUGGCGUUGGACUUUGUAGGGGCUGCAGAGGAGACUCGAGACCAAAUCAACCGCUGGGUGGAAGACCAGACUGAGGGUAAAAUUAAGGACCUUUUGAAGCCAGGUACUGUCACUUCCACGACAAGGUUGGCACUGGUCAAUGCCAUCUACUUCAAGGGGAACUGGCUGCACAUGUUUGAUGUUAAAGACACAAAGGAAAUGCUAUUUAAAAUUAAUCAGGAUGAGAGCAAGCCAGUGCAGAUGAUGUUUCAGAAGAAGAAGUUCCCUUUCAGCUAUAUCCAUGAGUAUGGCCUGCAGAUCCUGGAGCUCCCAUAUGUGGGCGAGGAGCUGAGCAUGUUCAUCCUGCUGCCCCAGGAAUCCAGUGAUGGCUCUUUCUCACUGCAGAAGCUGGAAAAAGAGCUGACCCUGGAGAAGCUAAAUGAGUGGACUGAGCGUAACAACAUGGACACUAGCACAGACAUCAACGUUCACCUUCCCAAGUUCAAGUUGGAGGAUGACUACAAGCUGAACGAGCCACUGGGGUGUCUGGGCAUGACAGAUGUAUUUGAUGGAGCCCUCGCAGACCUUUCAGGGAUGAACGGGCAGGGCGGCCUCUUUCUUUCCACUGUCGUCCACAAGUCCUUCAUUGAGGUCAAUGAGGAAGGCACUGAGGCAGCAGCAGCAACAGCAGGCUUAGUGGCCUUCUGCAUGUUCAGAGAGGAGCACUUUGUUGCUGACCACCCAUUCCUCUUCUUCAUCAGACAUAACAAGUCAAAGAGCAUCCUUUUCCUUGGACAGUUUUCCUCCCCAUGAACUCAUGGCUCAGCCCUUUGUUUUUCCGUCUUUUUAGUUUGGCGUGUACGCAGUUUAAAAAACAAAAUGUGGAACAUACAUAAUUAAAUCAACUGUACUCUGCAGUUUAAUAGAAGAUUGAGGCUAUGUUUCAUAUUGUUUCAUAGUGAUACCUGUAAGAGUGCUUUUUCCAGCAAUAUGCUAGCACAUAGCUUGGAGAGCCUGCUGCAUUUUGCAAAGGAGUGGUGAAGUACACACAUUAUUUGCCUUUUUGCUAAUGAUUUCUUUAAAUAAAAAAAAUUAUACUUGCUCUGAUGUUUUAUGCAGAAAUACUACUAUAUCCUUGAUAAGCUACUUAAUCUCACACACAUUUUCUAAACCGCUUGUCCCAUAUGGGGUCAUGGGGAACUGGAGCCUAA